UUCCAUCUUCUCUUCCUUCUGUCUGCACUUACACUGGAUCGUCUCUUUCUGACCGCCUCUUUCACGAGCAUCCACACGAAUUCGAACAUAUAUAGCAUAGAACUUACGAACGCAUACCCAAUGUCCUCUCUAUUCUCAUCGCUCAAACGCCAGCCCGUUUUGCGCUCUCGCACACCCAACACUGUAUCACCACCCAAACCAACUGUAUCUUCACGCUCUAUCUUCUCUUCGAAGUCAAGAAGACAUACGCCGACUCUCCCAGAUCUGACCGAAGAAGAUGAAGAUACACGCUCACCUCUCCCAUCUCCAUCUAUCGCAUCCUCUUCGACGAUCCACUUAUCGCCGACCAGCACACCACGCACCUCGAGGAGUAUGAAGCGAUUGAGCAAGUACGGCAAGGCCGACUUCCAAAUCCCAGAAGGCGACGAUGGCGUAUUCACUGCUCCGCGCCCUGCACCCAGUCCACCCAAGCCCAAACAGGAGGAAGGAGGCAUCAUCUAUGUCUCGCCUCUACUUUCACCUGUCUCCCUCAGCGACUUCGAGUUCGACGAGACCGCGCCCUCGACUACUUCUCCCGUUCUCCCAUCGUCACCCUACGCGUCUCCCCCACGCACGCCCACAACCUCCGAACGUCCUCGUCCUGCGAUCGUUGCGCGUUCGCCAACGGAGUCGGUGUCGAGUGUUGGUCUGAAUGGUUCGAGUUCUUCGGAGGGUGAAUGGGGUUACAUGCCGAGGACACCGACCAGCUCGGAUGAUGAGAGGUUUCCGAUGGAGUUCUAUGUUGGAACAGAUAGCCCUGUGAUCGUUCCCAGGAGGGCCUCCAUUCAUCCUCUAGUCAUCAACAAGUCAUCUCCCCCACUUCCUGUCGCACUUGCCUCGGUGCCCGAAUAUUCGCAGGAGUCGGAAGCAGACGAUGAAAUGGAUGAUAUCCUUGACGCUUAUGAGUUCACGAUUCCCGAGUCUUCUAUGCCUUCACCCCCUCUCCAACCAGAAUCUGUGGAAGAAGAUGAGGCUGAGGACUCCGACUCCGACGACGAAUCCUACAUCUCCGACGAUGGCCUCUUCUACGCCCUUGCUCACUCCGGUUAUGACCUCACCACGUCUGCGACCUCAUCUUCGAUCUUCACUCGCCCAGACUCCCUCCCUCCGACUCCCCGUCGGACGUCACUUGGACCUGCUCGCCGCUCAUCCAUCCCCUCCCUCCGCCGUCGCCGUUCCUCCCUCCAAUCCAUCCGCGCCACUUGCAAACCCGUUCCCAGCUCACAAUUGGACCCUACCUUCCCUCGACGCCGGUCCUCCCUCCGCUCAAGUUUGCCCCCGAAACCAACUCGCGUCCCGCCUCCUGUCCCUUCUUUCCCUUCCACCCUUCCAUCACCAGCGCUCGUUCGUCGCGAUUCUCCCAACUCGCUCAGGAACAAGAAGAGUUUGAGUAUCAUCGUUCCUCGUCGCGGGUCGCAUGAUUCUACUGCCUCGGAUGUUACGUGUACGGAGGGUUCGAGGCCACCGCCUAAGGAGAGCUUACCGGACGAUGUCUUCGAGCUCCUCGACGAUGCCUCUGGGUGGGUGUGCGACCGUUCUCCGUCUUCUCCAUCGCCUUCGCAGACCACCGACGCAUCCAUGACUGAAGAGUCUGAGGUCCCGAAGACCCCGACAUCCAGUUCCGACGAAGGCCAUAGCGGUGGUGGAAGAAGGGAGCGCCAGGGAUCUUUUGGACUCCCUGUACCUAGCAGCUCGCCCCUGGCUCUCAAUUUUCUGCAGGUCGAUGCCGCCUUAUCGCACCCGUUUACGCCCGCAAUCACCCUCGCGCCCGCCCCUUCUCCCACUUCUUCAGCCUCACCUCCGUCCUCGCCGAUCACACAUUCACCCCUCAACCUCCCGUACUUCCUCCGCGAUUCCUACCUCGAUCGUUCACCCUCCAACACUUCCGACUCUUUCGACCACGACGACGAGGAAGACACGAACUGGGAUAUCACUAACGAUCGGGUCCUCCGUUCGCGUUGGUCGUCGUCCACGCUGUCCACCGUGGUGGGACGGAAAGAAGAGGGAUCGAUGUCAGCGUUGUUGAAGUCUCAUUUCACGUUCGGAAAGCGUGGAAGGUCGUCCGCGUCGGCUAAUAAGGUGCAGGUGAGGGAGAAAGCCUCGCCGGAGAAGAAGGUCCCCAUCCCGACCAUCCAGUCGCCGAAGAAGAGCGCUACACCGGAUGUGUCGUUCAACACCUCAUCUUCGCCUUCGCCUUCGCCUUCACCGACUUCAGCGUUCUUCGCGCCGUUCUUGUCGCCUUCGUCGCAUGUUGCGAAGAGGAGUAGCGAUAUUCCGGGAAGAGCGCAGAAGAGGAUGGGAAUGGCGGGGAUGGGGAUGGGACUGGGUAUGGGGAGGAAGAGUAUGGAUAGUGUGCUUUCAAAAGCGAGCAGUGAAUCAUCUGCGAGCGAGGAGGAGAGUAGGUUGAGGAGGAAGCCGAUCCCGUUUGAAAUGCUUACGAGGCAGUAGGUUUGUGGUUCAGGUGAGUUAGGUACGAGCACUGGAUGGCUCCAUACUCUCACUAGUAUGCCGGUAUUAGUAAAUGUCUUUGUUCACUUCGGCAGCUUGCUGCGUUUUCUUGCUUUUUGGUUUGACGAUAAUCGCAUUAUAUCACACAUAUCCAGGACACGUUUUCUCGUUUAUAGCCUAUCCCCCUCGUCUUCUCAGUUUCUGUCUCCAUCAUGACCUCACAAUCGAAACGACCCACUGUAGCUCUAUCCUGCUCCCUCUUUGUUGUUUCUCUCCCCACCUUGCAUAUGCUCGAAUAUAACACUCCUUACAUACCACUUUAAUCGCUCCCUUGCUGUAUACUCUUCACGCUCAUUUCUCUCUAGUAUGGCUGGUACCUUCACACAAUCCCAUCUCACCCCCCACUCAUGUUGCAUCUGCUUUGUAUCUAGAAACUGCUUUAUUUACCUCACACUCUGUGUCUACUGUCCUGUGGUUCGAUCGAUUCGGAUCGUCCCCUCUUUUAUCCUGUAGCCUAGCGUUUUAUCGUAGCUGU
Molecule: messenger RNA, 3022 nt
Organism: Stereum hirsutum FP-91666 SS1
Lineage: Eukaryota; Fungi; Basidiomycota; Agaricomycetes; Russulales; Stereaceae
Exons: 2
Coding region: 121-2487 (788 amino acids)
Source: RefSeq, a predicted model, not a curated record